UGUAUAAAACUAUCUUGUAAUAGCAGCCAGCAGGCAUCGGGGAAUACUGGCCCCAAUAUUCAGGCAUUUAUUUCAAUUGUACAUAAUGUGUCCUCAAUCCCAGCCAGCGCGCUCCUGGGCCAUGCUGCCUUUUGUGCGUGUUCGCGUGAGCCUCAUUCUCCCUCCAGCCUACAUCACUGUAACCCCACCAACACCAACACCCUUCACACACACACUCACCAGUCCCACCUCCCUAUACCCGAACUACAGUGAAGCCAAUUCAAGCGAUUCUCCGCAGUGCUGAAGAGCAGAGUGAAGUAAAGACGGAGAAGAAGGGGGAGGAGUGAGAGAGGGGGCAGCACAGAGAGGAGAAGAGGGGAGAUUCGGGGGAACACGGGAUAGAGAGGCAGAGCGUGUGCGUAUCGAGAGCAGUGAAGAGAGAGACCGAGAUAAGGGGGAAUCUGCCAGUUUGGUACCCAGGCUUCCCAGUGCGCACAGAUCUCGGCUGCACCGUCCGACCAGCUCUCAUCUCUGCAGGAUGAGUUCAUUCAGCACGAGGGCGCUGACACUUCUCUCGUCGGUUUUUGGGGCCUGCGGUCUGCUGUUGGUGGGCGUCGCUGUGUCGACGGACUACUGGCUGCUGAUGGAGGAGGGAAUCGUCCUGCAGCAGAACCAGACCACUGAGGUCAAGAUGGCGCUGCACUCUGGCCUCUGGAGGGUCUGCUUUGUGGCUGGUUGUUUUCCUCGUUUUUAUUCGUGUCACACACUCCUUCUCCUACUAAUCCUCCUUCCUUUCUUUUCUUCAGAAAUGGUCCGGACCGCCACUCCCUUCCCCAUGGUCUCCCUGCUCUUUGUCUUCACCGCCUUUGUAAUCAGCAAUAUCGGGCACAUUCGGCCGCAGCGCACCAUCCUCGCCUUCGUUUCUGGCAUAUUCUUCAUUCUGUCAGGUAAAGUUAAUCUGAACCGAAACUGCUUGCAGCCUGAGCAGUUCUUCCACUAUCACUACGGCUGGUCCUUUGCCUUUGCCGCCUCCUCCUUCCUCCUCAAAGAGGGUGCAGGAGUGAUGUCUGUCUACCUCUUCAUGAAGCGUUACGCUGAGGAGGAGCUUUACCGGCCCCACCCUGCACUGUACCGCCCCCGCAUGUCUGACUGCAGCGACUACAGCGGCCAGUACCUCCACCCAGACUCCUGGGCUCCACCACAGCGAGGCCGCAGUGCCUCCGAUGUCUCCUCUGACAUCUCCAUCCAGCUCAACCAAACUCCACCCCAGCAGUCGUUUCCCAAGGGGGGCAGCAGCUCCCAGGCAACACCCUCUUCCUCUGGACCGUCAUCAGCUGCCAGCUACCAGCUCCAACCAGCUUCUUCCUCCUCCACCUCCUCCUCAUAUCCACAUCCUCUUCACCCAGGUGCCACCUCCACCCUGUCCAGGGGUUCACAUAUCCACUCCCACCCUCAGCCACACCCUCACCCGAGUGGGCCCGCACCCCAGUCCCUGCCUAUGGCGGCGCCACCCUCUGCCGUGCCUCCUCCACGCUACCACGCACACAUGCGAAUGAGCGCCUCGCCAUGCUAGGCUACAUAUGGAGGGAAAAACACAUCUGGGGUUGGGGAUGAGGGUGGGGGGUUAGAUUGGGUCUGUUACAGCGCUUAUACACCACACGACAAAAACACACACGAACACAGAUCCCGUAGCCGCCAAGUGUGUGGGAGGAAGGGUUGUAGCAAAGAAGUAGAAGAAGUGAGGUUUAAGGAGAUCAAAAAAGAGGAGAGAAAAGAGGGGAGGAGGUGACGAGAAGCAGGUGGGCGGAGGGAUGACUCACUGCUGAUGCUGAGCCCGAGAUGAAGACAGACACUCAACAAAACUUUUAACACGCUGGGAGGGAACAUGGGAGGGAGUGAGAGAUACGAUGAUUAGUAGCAACAAGACGUUUGUGGGGUUUCUGACGGGUACAUUCAUCAUCACGGCCAUGAUACACAGGCAACAGUGUCAAACAGCACAGGAAACAGGAAGCUGAAUCAUUUCCAAAAUGCUGUCCAUUCACAAAAACAACAUAAAUGUUGAAUUAUGAAUCAUAUGAAAGCAUUACCCAAAUUUCUUGUAAUUAAUGUUUUCAUAUUUUUGUGAACGUGGUUGGGAAGGUCGAUGCAGUAUCUUGAUUGCUUUAGAAAUAAAUUUUGGUUUUAUGGAAGU
Messenger RNA from Neolamprologus brichardi, 2170 nucleotides. The record is from RefSeq and is a predicted model, not a curated record. Lineage: Eukaryota; Metazoa; Chordata; Actinopteri; Cichliformes; Cichlidae.